Molecule: messenger RNA, 1683 nt
Organism: Cryptococcus wingfieldii CBS 7118
Lineage: Eukaryota; Fungi; Basidiomycota; Tremellomycetes; Tremellales; Cryptococcaceae
Product: translation initiation factor eIF-2B subunit gamma
Exons: 6
Coding region: 1-1683 (560 amino acids)
Biological process (GO): biosynthetic process; cytoplasmic translational initiation
Cellular component (GO): eukaryotic translation initiation factor 2B complex; guanyl-nucleotide exchange factor complex
Molecular function (GO): guanyl-nucleotide exchange factor activity; translation initiation factor activity
Source: RefSeq, a predicted model, not a curated record
AUGUUCGACCCCCACCAGACAGCACCCAAAAAGAGGGCCAGCGUCGAAAGAGACUUCUCCGCGGUCAUUCUCGUCGGCUACGGCGAGAGCUUGUAUCCCUUCAACCAGGGCACAAAUGUCAUCUCCAAAGCACUCAUGCCGGUCGGGAACAUUCCCAUUAUCAACUCUGUCAUUGAUUGGGUCCUUGCCUCGGGACUUUUAGAUAUCCUCAUUAUCGUCCCAAACAUCUUCCACGACCAAAUCGCCGACCACAUUGCGGAAGCUUACAGCAAAUCUACCCACGCCAAGGCUCGGAUAGAUCUGAGAAAGAACACGGAGGGCGAGAGGGACGAGGAGGAGAAUGAAAGUUUUGAUGGCAAGGAUGGAACGGCUAGGAUCUUGAAGCGAUUCAGAAAUCUCAUCAAGAGCGACUUUGUGCUUCUACCCUGCGAUAUCUCGCCACCUCCUUACCUGCCUCUGAAGAAGGUGCUCGACAAGCAUCGCUCAACACCGAAAGCCAUCCUCACUUCCGUCUUCUAUGAACCCAUAGAAUCAGUCAAAGAGAACGAAGAAAAGUUUCUCAUAGGCCUCGACAGAACCACCGACGAACUCCUCCUCAUCCAACCCAUGCAAGCCCUCGACGAAGACUUCCGAGUGCGCACUGCCCUCCUCAACCACCACCCCACCCUCUCACUCACCACCCGUCUCCUCGACGCGCACGUCUACGUCUUCCGCCGGACGUUCUUGGACUUGCUCGCGACCAGGAGGGCGAAGGAUUUGGGGAGUAUGAAGGACCAGGUCGUGCCGUGGUUGAUUAAGGGAGGUUGGCAGAGAGGUUUGGGCGAGAAGUGGGCGCCUAUCUUGGACCCACCAACACGAGAUCCGCUCGCGGAAGCCCUCGCCCGUUCCACCACCGCCCCCGUCUCUCGCUCCCUCCUCUUCCACUCCCAAUCAUCCCCUUCCCCAUCCGUCUCUCCCUACCCUGAUACCACCCCAACAUCGCCCUCCGCCGAUGCCGACAUGUACUCGUCCGGUAUCCUUCCUCCGGCCUCUUCUCACAAAUUUGGCAACACCCCGGAAUGGAAGUGCCAAGUCAUGGUCAUCACCCCUCCUCCUUCUCCUCCUUCUGCCGACCAGCCCGGACAGCAGAAAGGGCAGCAAAAGGGUCAGGCUCAGGGCGGUAAGGGAAAGCAAGACAAGUCUCGUGCACCCCCACACGAACCCGAGUACCUCAUCCGCGCCAACUCUCUCGCCGGUUACUGGGAACUCAACCGCCGCUUCAUCAAAUCCCUCUCCUCCGCCACACCUCCCUUUGUCACCAAAUCCGGCUCUGGCCCUUCUUCUGUACGAACAACAGUCGCAGGGGAGGAUGCUGGGACAGCACCGGACGUUUCGCCGCAGGCGCAGAUCUCGCCGGAUAGUGUGAUGGGCGAAGGGACGAGGGUGGGUGAGAAGGCGAGCAUCAAAAAGUGCAUCAUUGGGAGACAUUGUGUCAUUGGGAAGGGAGCAAAGUUGAACAACUGUGUGCUGUGGGAUUUCGUCACUGUGGAGGAAAAUGCGCGUGUCGAGAAUAGUAUCGUCUGUUCGAACGGUCGUAUUGGAGAAAAGUCUCAGGUGAAGGAUUGCGAGUUUGGCACUGGCUUUGAGGCCAAACCUGGAGCGAUCCUCAAGGGCGAGAGGCUUAUUGCCGGGCAAGAAGCGUAG